Sarcophilus harrisii (Tasmanian devil) is the source of this 3479-nucleotide messenger RNA. It is a transcript of the gene CCDC117, whose product is annotated as coiled-coil domain containing 117. The record is from RefSeq and is a predicted model, not a curated record. The transcript has 5 exons. Lineage: Eukaryota; Metazoa; Chordata; Mammalia; Dasyuromorphia; Dasyuridae. Bases 84 to 899 code for a protein of 271 amino acids.
UGGAAGUGGAGGGAGACUAGGAGGAGGAGGAGGAAGAGCCGGAGGAAGAGGAGCGGCUUCUCGCCGCGGCCUGUCCGCCCGCCAUGGCCGCGCUGGGCCGGCCCUUCCCGGGGCUGCCCCUCAGCCUGCAGGCGCCGCCGCAGCCCUCCUUCCACGGCCGCCCCUUCCCGGGCCCGGGGGCCCCCGGCCCCGCCGCCCCCGGCCCGGCCGGGCCCCGGAACCCCGCGCCCCGAGGCCGAAUCUCAGUUCGCUAUAGAAAGAAACACAAGCGAGAAGAAGAAGAUGAUAGUUGUCCUCUCAGAAAGAAGAGACUGACAGAACCUGCGCUCUGUGCCAGUCCUGGUGACUGGCUCCUGCCUGCCCAUCAGGGCAUAGAGAGUCCCGAGGCAAGUGAGUGCAGGGCUGGCCUCUCUGCAUCCGGAAUGUUUGAUGUUCUCUGUGAGGAAAUGGAUCAGACAACGGGAGAGCAGCAGUGUGAGGCUGCCCGAAGGAAGCUUCAGGAGAUCGAAGACAGGAUAAUUGAUGAAGAUGAAGAAGUUGAAGCUGACCGACGCAUCAGUGACCUGCCUAGUCUUGUUCUAUCGGACACUCUGAAGACAAGCCUGAAGAGUGGCUUUGAUGAAGUCCUCACAAAGAAAAUCAUUGAGUCCAUGAGCCGUCCUUCCAUGGAGUUGGUCCUCUGGAAACCUCUUCCGGAACUCCUUCCGGAUAAGCCAAAGCCUUCACCUUGUGCUAAGAACUACGAAGAAAAGUCUGGAAGGGACCAAAGUAAGCACACGGGAGCUGGCGCUGCUUUCCACCAACAGACUGAGCUCUUUUCUGAGCCCCAACAAAUAGGGGUGCCCCUCUACAGUAGCCUAGACGCAGCCAGCUGCACAGAGGAAGAGAUGGAACUUUAGAAAAUCGGUUCAAAAUCUUGUGUGAAAUUCUUGAAGGCUCUUUUAUUGGUUGUGUAAGCCUCUUAGCCUAAGGACUUGAAAGUUGUAUGUGGGGUAUAAUAUCUCUACCUGUGAUUUAUAAAAAAAAAAAAUCUUGAUUUGGGCAGCUUCUUACUGGAUUCAGCAUCUUCCCAAGGAAGCUUCUCUUUGGAGUAAGCUGUCUUCCAGGAGGCUUAUUGGGAAUGUCAAAUCACUGCCUGUGGGAAAAAGUUAGAGGAAUUGGAUGUCAGGUAUCAGGUCACCCUUCAUAUCAUCUUCUGAACAUUAAAAGCUUUUGGGAGAAUGCUCUCCUUGAGAUGUUCAGAAAACAAAUCGGGAGAGAGAGGUUUGGCUGUUAAGACACAGACUCAGUCUUGGCAGAAGUGAAUUCAGUUUACAUCCAUUUCUAGUGAAUUAGUGGAAAGAAGGUAAACUGUCUGAACCUCUUGGUCAAGAGCACCAGGGGUUGGAGAGCUUGUGUGCUUGCUGCUCAUGGUCUGCUCGCUGGAGUUUCUGCCAUUUCUAAAGGGGCUCAACUUUUUGCCUCCGAAGAGCAGUGCAGGGCAGAGAAGGCCUUGGAAGGCUCUACACCUGGUGCUGCUAUUAUUAUUCUGCCUCAGUUUGCUGUACCUAAUUGAUAAAGCUUGGUGUUUCAGUGAUAUUUCCGGCCUACUUGGUGUUGGAUGGUAUAAGUGCUUUGAGUUGAACUUUGAUGGUUAAGAGUGUAGCUCGUGUAAAUUUGGUGAUAGAAUGACAUCCUUUAGGCAAUCCUGAGAAAGUGUUUUCUUUCUGCUAAAUCCAGAGUUGAGGGCAUAAGAGAAAGGACCGUUGCUUUAGUCAGAGGCUUUGAUAGGGCUGGAUUUAGAAGCCCAGGAAUGAGUUGGUGAUCUGAGCUGGCAGAGGGCCUCUGUUGGGAUAUACAGAAUUAGCCUGUUGGCUCGGUGCUCCGCCUAUCACAAUGACCUCACACUUGAUAAUUCUCCUGCCAUUAGGGAACCAUCCAAGCUUCUGCACUGGAGAUGUGGAGAUCGAGGGUUUGGUUCUCUCAGGAGGGGCUUGUCCAGAGAGCAGUUGACUUGAGCUGCCACACGGAUUAGGUCCCUCAGUCCCUCGACUAUGAAAAAAGUUUUGUGCAAAGGUCUUUCCAUGCCACAGGUUGGGACUGACUUGGCAGAACCCUCCCCCUUUGAAGCAGUCCGAUCAUCCAGAUAGGAAGCUUUGUGUCCAUAGAGCGGGUUCCAGGACUCGACUCCCUCGCCUUGUUGAAGCUCUCGCUGAAGUCUCUGGCCUCGGAGAAGGCCAGCCUGCCACUGGGUCUGGUUCUGCUCUUGCCUCUGUUGCUUUGGCUUUCACUAUUUCUGCCUGUAUAGUCAGGAAAAAUAAAUGUAAUGUUUAAUAUUUAAACUAUUUAAUGUCUAUACAGGAAAAAGCUAUUCACAUUUCAAACCAGUAUUGAAGCCAGAUGGAAACCAGCUAAUCAUUUCUUAUUCUUGGACUUGGAGCUGAAUGUAAAGUGUCCUUAGAAAUGUGUCCCGUCUUGUUCCUCUCUUUUGGAGGCUGGCUGACCCUGCUCAACUCAUGGGAACUGGCCAGCUCCAGCCCCAGUGUCAUUCUUUCCUGGGACCAACGUGUAAAUGGUGUAGUUGAAAAGGUGGUUGGAGUGCAGAGUACUCUGGGGGGGGGGGGUAGCAAGAGGACUAACGGGCAACAUCCCAGAAGUUGGGGUGAGCUCCGGUGGGAGGGAGGGCAGAAAAUGCGAAUCAGGCUCCCACACCAGGGGCUCCCCUUCAUGGUUGAGCAGAAGCACGCUGGUGGGCGUGCAGCUCUGAACGAGAAGGUCUCUGACCUGGGGAGCCUCGGGAAACUUGGGGUCGGGGAGAGUCAUGACUCUCAGACCCGUUUAUUUCUGCAGAGAACUAAGUAUUUCAUGUUCCUUUCUGGGCUUUCAUUCCCUCACUUGUAUUGAUGACAGACAUUGUUCUUUCUUCACCCCCUUUGGUGCUGACUUCUCUGAGCCAUCCCCUUGGCUCUUACUUUGCCUCAGCUUUUUUUUUUUCCCUUUCCUUUUUUUUUUUUUUUUUGGUAGCAUCACGCUUCAGCUUUUUGAAAGGCCUUAGGGGUUUCCUAGUGAGUUAACUUGUAUAUUUUGUUUCAUCGGAUCCUGCAGCAUGGACCAGGAGUCAGUGAGCAUUGGAAUUGUGAGGAGGGGACUUUUACCUGAAAAGGGACCUCCACAAAGCAAAUGUCAAUUUUCUACAAGUUCUGACCUAUCGUGAAGGGUUUUUGAUCACUGCCAAACAAGUGAGGUCAACUCUCACAAACUUGGUCGAAGACGAGAAAGAACUGCUCUCCAUCCUUGGAAAAGGGGGAGAGCAAGAGCUAUUACAAAUGAAUGUCGAUGCGCAAACUUCACUUGUUAAUUUGGGCUUUGUUAGUAACUGGGGAUGAGAAUGAUCUACCAGGGAAAUACUGGAAGUUGUUGGCUGUUUUAUUUCAAAUGAAAAUCUGGUCUGUCUGUAUGUCAUAGUUUUCAAUAAAUCUUAAGUGUUUUGGAUUCUUUAA